UGUGCCCGGGCUUAUAUCGAACUUCUUUGAUGUCGGUUAGCGACAUCAAACGGCAUCGCGUCGCUUUCAAUGCAUAUUUAACGCUUGCGGGUGUGCUCCUCUUGAUAUCUCGGUGGUCUCGGAUGAGGUGUGUUGUGACGACAGUCAGUAUCUGGGGAGACUGCUGCUGAUCUCAUGCCAGUGCAUAUAUCCAACAUGCCAAGUCGUGCAACCGCGCAGCUCCCUACCCCGCAGUCACGGCAGUAGCAACAGCUGCAUGCUACGUUGCAAGGACCAGCAAUGCAUUGCCGGCCAAGCUCGCACACCCUCUGCAACCCCAUGCCGUUACAUACCAGGAGCCUUCGGUCCCCAACUGGCCCGACAGCUUUGAUCACCUGGGCGGAGGGCCCGCCUCGCCUUCCUGAAGCGGUAGGUCGCGCGCCCACAGCUGCAGCGGCGGCCACUUGCAGCCAUCACACUGAGGCCUAUCGCCGCCAGAUAGGCCAGAUGCGUCGUUGUUGUCGAGCUGGGGGUGAGCGGCUUGCUGCCAAGUGAGGGGGUUUGCCAACCAUAUUUAGCAUGUCGGUGAAGCCGCCCCAAGCCCGCCACCACCCUCGGGCGCUAAAAGCUUGAAUGCGCCUCCAUCUUGUGGUUUCGGACCAGCUCUUGUGGGCGUCAUUUCCCGAUCACCCCGGGUACACCCUGAUUCUCUUUCCCUCCGUUUUAGGUUGGCCAUGGCGGAGCCCAAGGACCGCGACGACAAGGACAUCGAGGGCCAACGGGCGGCGCCGACGGGCGGAGGCAGGCGGCGUAGCGGCGAUGGCAUCGGCACUGUGGAGACCAAGGCAGCGCACCACGACGCCGGCGACGAUGCAAAGCACGGGAUGGAGGACAACGAGCUCCGCCACAUCGGCACGCUGGACCGGCGGCUCAAGUCGCGGCACGUGCAGUUCCUGGCGCUCAGCGGCGCCAUCGGCACGGGCCUGUUUGUCGGGUCCGGGCAGGCGCUGAGCCUGGCGGGGCCAUUAUCUGCGUUUAUUUCCUACGCCGUCACGGGCUUUAACCUCUACUGUGUCAUCAACUCGCUUGGCGAGAUGGCGGCGUGGUUGCCCAUCCCCGGGGCCGUGCCCGUGUUUGCGGCGCGCUACGUCGACCCGGCGCUGGGCUUCACGCUGGGCUGGAACUACUGGUACCAGUUCGCCAUCGGGGUGCCCAUCGAGGUGACGGUCAGCGCCGUCAUCGUCGACUACUGGGGCGCGCACGGGAUCCCGCAGGCGGCGCUGGUGACCAUCUUCUUCGUCCCCAUGGUGCUCAUCAACUGCCUGCCCGUGCGCGUCUACGGCGAGGCCGAGUUCGUGCUGGGCGCCGUCAAGCUGACCACGAUCGUCGGGCUGAUCGUGCUCAUGUUCCUGAUCGCCGUCGGGGCGAGCCCGUCGGGCGAGGCCAUCGGGUUCCGGUACUGGACAGACCCGGGCCCCAUGAACGAGUACAGCGAGCUGGCGACGGGCGACCUGGGUCGGUUCCUGGCCUUCUUCAAGGUUUUUAUUCAGGCCACCUUUAGCUACGGCGGCAGCGAGAUGGUGGUGGUGGCCUCGGGCGAGACGGAGAACCCGCGCCGCAACAUCCCAAAAGCCAUCCGGCGCGUCUUUUGGCGCAUCGCCAUCUUUUACGUCCUGGCCAUCUUCCUCGUCGGCCUGUGCACGUCGUCGCGCGACCCCAAGCUGCUCAACGCCAUCUCGUCGUCGGCCCCGGGCGCGGGCCAGAGCCCGUUCGUCAUCGCCAUCGACAACGCGGGCAUCAAGACGCUGCCGCACAUCAUCAACGCCGUCGUGCUGUCGAGCGCCUGGUCGGCCGGCAAUUCUUUUUUUUACGCGUCCACGCGCGUGCUCUACUCGGCCGCGCUCGACGGCAAGGCGCCCCGGUUCCUGCGCUGGGAGCGCUUCGGCGUGCCGUACGGCUGCGUGGCGGCCACGGCGGCGCUGGGCUGCCUGUCGUACAUGAGCGUGAGCGAGGGGUCCGUGGCGGCGUUUUACUACAUCUCCAACCUGAGCGCCGUCAGCACCCUUGUCGUCUGGGCCAGCGUCUGCUACACGUACCUGCGCUUCCAUUACGCGCUGCGCCGCCAGGGCGUGCCGCGCGAGGCGAUCCCCUACCGCGCUCGGGGCCAGCCGUUCCUGGCCUACUUUGCGAUAUGCUUCUGCCUGGUGGUCGCGCUGUUCAACGGGUUCGAUGCCUUCUUUCCGGGGAGGUUCAGCGCCAAGACGUUCAUACCGCCGUACAUCAACAUCCCCAUCUUUCUGGCGCUGUUUUUCGGGUACAAGUUUGUCAAGAGGACGAGGUUCGUCGGGCUGGACGAGAUGGACAUUUGGUCGGGCAAGGCCGAGAUUGACCGGCUGGAGUCGACGUGGCCGGUGGUGAAGCCGCGGAACUGGCUGGAGAGGAUCUGGUUCUGGAUUGCGUAGUGUUGCCUUGAUAAUACAUUCUUGUCACUCUUCCCUCCCCGUUUAACCCCAGAACCCCCCACCCCCUAAGCCAUGGAGCACACCACCCCAACCUCAAACUCCUGCGUCAUCUCGAACCCCCCGACGUCCGGGCACGUGGGAUGCUGCAGCGUCGGCCUCACGCGCUCGUCGGCGACGCACCUAUCGCCCAGCCCCCACAGCUGCACGUCCCUGCCGCCGACGUGCACGCCCGCCCACAGCGCAAUCUUGAGCGUCUUUUCCGGCCCGCUCAGGUUCCCCCACCGCCUGCAGUCGGUAAAGGUCUCGCCCGGCGUGCACCCGGCCGACGGCUCGUUGGCGAUGGCGGCCAGCGGCACCCUGCACCAGACGGGCUCGCUCCCGUUCUGGGCAGAGUUGCAGCGCCCGUUGAAGUUGGCCAGGCGCGCCGUGUCGACGGCCGUGGCGCGCGCGCAGCCCACGCGCAGGUCGACGCGCUUGUAGUAGCCGCCGCGGAUCAGGCGGGGCAGCUCGAUGAAGAGGGAGUGGGGGACGGGAGGGGCCGUCGUGCGCGGGUCGCGGUCGGUGCCGGAUAUGGAGAGGUGCGCGCCGUUGGAGGCGGACGGGAUGAG
This is a messenger RNA of Gaeumannomyces tritici R3-111a-1, 3049 nucleotides long. Its product is annotated as proline-specific permease. The transcript has 2 exons. The record is from RefSeq and is a predicted model, not a curated record. Lineage: Eukaryota; Fungi; Ascomycota; Sordariomycetes; Magnaporthales; Magnaporthaceae. Gene Ontology annotation, cellular component: membrane. The coding region runs from base 714 to 2441 and encodes 575 amino acids. Gene Ontology annotation, molecular function: amino acid transmembrane transporter activity. Gene Ontology annotation, biological process: amino acid transmembrane transport.